UCGAAGGGUCAUAGAAAUUCCUCCAGAUCUCUCUUUCUAUCUGAGAUCUCAAAGGAAAACCUUCUCUCUCUUUCUCUCUGAACCUAUAGAGAAGAUGGAAUCGAGUCCACCGGACAUAGCCAAGAGACUGUGGAACAUCGUACGUGUAGUGUUUUACAUGCUGAGAAAAGGCAUCUCGAAGCGGAAACUAAUGAUGGAUCUUCACCUGAUGAUGAAACGCGGCAAGAUCGCAGGGAAGGCGCUGGGCAACCUGAUGUUCCAUCACCACUCCAACUUCAGUUGCCGGUCGAACGACGUACAGCUGUCGUUCGUCGCUCCUCGUGAGUACGAGUUUAGCUGCAGCAACAGCCCAGCCUACCCCUCUUACUUCCCGUUUCACGUCAACAAGCGCAAGAACCACCAUUCCUACACCUCCCAUUCUCACCAGCACCAUCAAGACGACGCAGCAACCAUUAAUGCGGUGCAGAAGAUGUUGGAGAUGUUGAGCAAUGACGUUAUUUCGGAGCCGUCUCCGUUGGUAAAUCUGCCGGGGUUCGGGAAGAGCCCCAUGGCACGGCAGUUGCGGAUAACGGACUCGCCGUUCCCGUUAAGAUCCACUGACGAAGACAGCCAUGUUGACAAGGCAGCUGAGGAGUUUAUCGAAAAGUUUUACAAGGAUUUAAAGCUGCAGAACAGGAUGGCUGCCCUCGAAGCACGCUACCAAGGAAUGUGGUCCCCAAGUUCCGGUUGAGGUUCCGGCAGGGAAUCGUUGUCAGGUUCCAGCUCUGUACGUAGAUUGCCGGCAAUAAUCCAAUUCAGCUUCAUUCAGCGCUAAUUUUCUCUUUUUUCUUUUCUUUUCUUUUUCUUUUUCUCCUCGAUGUUACUGUUGAAUCAAUAAAUGAUUUCUAUGAAUUCCUGGCUUCUGUCCGUUAGAAAGCUUGUAUUAUGAGUGUAUAGUCCGGCUAUGGAGAUCUAGUCAUGAUUUUUAUGAA
Nelumbo nucifera (sacred lotus) is the source of this 971-nucleotide messenger RNA. RefSeq lists its product as uncharacterized. The record is from RefSeq and is a predicted model, not a curated record. NCBI's taxonomy places the organism in Eukaryota, Viridiplantae, Streptophyta, Magnoliopsida, Proteales, Nelumbonaceae.